Molecule: messenger RNA, 1089 nt
Organism: Mytilus californianus (California mussel)
Lineage: Eukaryota; Metazoa; Mollusca; Bivalvia; Mytilida; Mytilidae
Product: glutamyl aminopeptidase-like
Exons: 10
Coding region: 1-1089 (362 amino acids)
Biological process (GO): peptide catabolic process; proteolysis
Cellular component (GO): cytoplasm
Molecular function (GO): metalloaminopeptidase activity; zinc ion binding; peptide binding
Source: RefSeq, a predicted model, not a curated record
AUGGAUCAAAGAACUGACUUGCCGAACUCCACUGAACAAGAUGACGUGAUUAUUAGUACUACAGCUACUCCGCUAAAUUCAAACUCUAUGAGGAAUGAUGAUGAAGAAAAUACAACUGUGAAAAAUAGUAAAGUGACACAUUAUGGCAGUUAUAGACAAGGGAACUACAUGAAUACAACACCUCCACCUGUUGGUGGUGGGAGAAGUUACAGAGUUUGGGCUCGUUCAGAUGCAAUCAGUCAAACAACAUACGCUUUAGACGUUGGUGCCAGAAUCCUGACAUUCUAUGAAGAAUACUUUGGUUAUCAAUUUAUGCUUCCUAAACAAGACACAAUAGCUGUUCCAGAUUAUCUUGGUUCAAUGGAAAAUUGGGGACUGAUUAUCCAGAGAGAAGAGGCCAUGGCGUAUGUUCCUCUAGAAACAGCAGAGGAUUUUAAAGAGUUUGUUACUAUGGUUAUAUCGCAUGAGUUGUCACACGUGUGGUUUGGGAACUUAGUGACACCCAUAUGGUGGGACGAGUUAUGGUUAAAUGAAGGAUUCGCCAACUAUAUCGCAAAUGUUGGAAUAAAUUUCAUAGAAACAAGCUGGAUGGCGCUCGAUAAAUUUGUGGUCAACAGUGUCCAGAGGGCUUUAGAAGUGGAUGGUCUAAUUUCCUCACAUCCUGUAUAUAUUCCACUUUCUAAUCCAGAUGAAAUAUCUCAAAUAUUUGACACCAUCUCCUACGAAAAGGGUGGAUCUAUUUUAAGAAUGUUGCAAUUCUUUUUGGGAGACGAAAUAUUCCAAAAAGGUCUGCAGCAAAGUAUAAAGGAUGGUAAGCCACUUGAUGUUAAAAGAAUAAUGGACACAUGGACGUUGCAAAUGAACUAUCCAACAGUUUUCAUGGAAAGAAAAGGACAAGGCAUACGACUGAGUCAAUCAAGGUAUCUUCUGGAUAAAACUGCUACUGAUCCUGGAACAUAUACCUCACCGUACGGGUAUAAAUGGGAAAUACCUUUCACAUACACAACCCAAAAAAGUAAAGAUUUUAACCAGAACGAGGCUGAUAUAAUCUGGAUGGGAAAAGAUGAGGCAGACGUUGUACUUGAAUGA